Messenger RNA from Bicyclus anynana (squinting bush brown), 2687 nucleotides. It is a transcript of the gene Fatp3, whose product is annotated as long-chain fatty acid transport protein 1. The transcript has 12 exons. Lineage: Eukaryota; Metazoa; Arthropoda; Insecta; Lepidoptera; Nymphalidae. Gene Ontology annotation, biological process: triglyceride homeostasis. The coding region runs from base 194 to 2179 and encodes 661 amino acids. Gene Ontology annotation, cellular component: endoplasmic reticulum. The record is from RefSeq and is a predicted model, not a curated record. Gene Ontology annotation, molecular function: long-chain fatty acid transmembrane transporter activity; long-chain fatty acid-CoA ligase activity.
CAUGAAUGAACUCAUAAUGGGAGAUAGCCAGUAGCGGCGAGUGUGUCUGUAAUGCUUGUUGUAUAAACUAAAAUCUUGUGUUUAUAACUUUAAACGAUUUUAAAGUACUACAAUAUAAACAUUACUAGUAAUAGGCGAUAAUUUUGUUUGUUUGUAACCUUUUCUCAAAUAUGACAUCUUAGUAAGAACCAGGAUGACAGAAAAACCAGAAGUACGUUUUGAAGAAGCAGAGAGCCAAAAAGCUGUUAUUCUAAUAUCCAUAGCAGGCGUAGGCAUCAUUUUAAGCUAUAUUUUACAAUGCGUUCCAAUAUUGGCCGCUUUGGUUAUAAUGAAAUGUGUUUUCUUAAUGACUGGAGAUAGAUACCAAUGGGCGUACAUUUGGAAAAAGACCUUUUGGAGGGACAUGACAGGUCUGCGCGUUCUCCUAAUUACCAUGUUUACUAUAUGGAAAUGGGACUCGACGGGAACAACAGUCGUCAGCAGGUGGGAAACUGUGUGGAGGAAAGAACCUAAUAAGAAGGCAUUCGUGAUGGAAGAUAGAUCAUUAACAUUCCGUGAGGGAGAUGAAUUCAGUAACCGUAUAGCUCGAUAUUUUAAGCGACAAGGUUUUAAAACCGGUGAAGUUAUUGCUUUAUUCAUGGAAACUCAGCCCGAGUAUGUGUUCAUAUGGCUUGGACUGGCUAAGUUACGGGUCACCACUGCACUUGUGAGUACUAAUUUGCGGGGUGCCCAACUGAUACAUUGUUUGAGAAUAGCUGGAUGCAAGGCAGUGGUGUUUGGAGAUGAAAUGACAGACGUUAUAAAAUCUAUCCAAAAUGAGAUACCAGAUAUUCCACUGUUUCAAUUCAACUCUCCGGAGAGAGAAUCAGCAUCACUUGUACAAGACACAAUACCUUUGGCGACAGAACUUGAUGAAAUGUCCAGCGAAAGAUUCACUGAUGUAGAACCGGCUAGCACGAGGGAUACUUUGCUGUACAUCUAUACUAGUGGAACUACUGGAUUCCCUAAAGCAGCUAUUAUAACUAAUCUUAGGUACCUUCUAAUACCGCUUGGAGUACAUACUUCAGGUCAACUUAAGUCAUCAGACGUAUUAUAUGAUCCCUUACCACUACAUCAUACAGCUGGUGGAGUCUUGGGUGCCGGUCAGUGUCUUGUUCUUGGGCUUACUGUGGUGCUGAGGAAGAAAUUUUCCGCCACCAAUUACUUUAACGAUGUCGCGAAGCACGGAUGCACGGCAUCUCAAUACAUAGGUGAAAUUUGUCGAUACUUAUUGGCAGUGCCGCCUGGGCCAAAUGACAAGGCACAUAAAGUAAGGAUCAUGAUUGGCAAUGGCUUAAGGCCUCAGAUAUGGCAGGAGUUCGUAGAUCGAUUCAAUAUAAAAAGAGUAAUGGAAUUUUAUGGAGCUACAGAGGGCAAUAGCAAUUUAGUAAAUUUGGAUAACAAAGUGGGCGCCAUUGGCUUUCUAAGCCGGCUAGUCGCUUCAAUAUACCCUCUGUGUUUAGUGAAAUGCGAUGAAAUAAGCGGUGAAAUUUUAAGAGAUAAGAACGGAAGAUGCAUAAAUUGUGGUCCCUAUGAACCAGGACUUCUAUUAGGAAAGAUCGAUCCCAAAAAGGCCAUUUUGACAUUUGCUGGUUACGCGGACAAAACUGCCUCGGAGAAGAAAAUGGUGCGCAACGUGAGAGUCAACGGAGAUUGUUAUUUCAACACCGGAGACAUCCUGGUGAUGGAUCAUUAUGGAUACUUCUAUUUUAGGGAUAGAACAGGAGAUACUUUCCGAUGGCGUGGUGAAAAUGUAUCUACAGCCGAGGUUGAAGGAGUGAUCGGUAAUUUAGCCGGAUUGAAAGACACAACUGUGUACGGUGUGGCUAUUCCAAACACUGAAGGCAAAGCUGGAAUGGCAGCGAUUGCUGAUCCUGAAAGGAAGUUAGACCUUGAAGCUUUAGCGAAAGGCAUGAAAUCUGCUCUGGCGCCGUAUGCCAGACCUAUAUUUAUAAGACUCCUCCCUGAAACUCCGGUUACAGCCACGUUUAAGUUAAAGAAGAAAGAACUUGUGGAAGAAGGGUUUAACAUAAACGCUCUUAACGAUCCAAUAUUCUUUUUGGAUCCAAAAACGGGAACUUAUGUACCACUAACUCAAAAACUUUACGAAGAUCUGAUUCGAGGAAACAUUAAGUUAUAAAAAAAUAUUUAGUCUGUGAUUUAUAACAGGUGUAACCUAUAUUUAUUUUUUAAGGUAAUAAAUCUAUAAUAUUAGGUACGUAAUGAGAAUACCCACCACGUGCAUAUGGAAAUUUUCUUUGUUAUGAUUAACUUUUAGCUCAAAAUUAACUAGCUUACUAAAAGAUAGUAGGUACUUUUGUGAUAUGAAAUUGACUUUAUAUUUUAUAAUGAUUGCAUUCCCUGUAGGUACUAAGAGUUAGCAUUUUAUUUUUGUUUUCUUUGAACAUUUUUACGAUUAUUAUUUUUUUAGUGUUCUGCAUUAUGUAAAUUAAAUUGUCUCACUCAAAAAUCUUAAUCUACGAACACGUAAAGAUUCUGUUUUUAGUUUGGCCAUUGAGUAUUUAGUUUCCAUUGUCUUUCUUCUUUCAUUUGAUUUUAUUGAAGUAGGUAGGUAAUUAUUUUUAAUUUUGUCAAAGUUAGGCUAAACUAUUUUUUCCGUUUUAUUUUAUUAAAUAUUUUCAACUACU